Molecule: messenger RNA, 560 nt
Organism: Xyrauchen texanus (razorback sucker)
Lineage: Eukaryota; Metazoa; Chordata; Actinopteri; Cypriniformes; Catostomidae
Gene: il17a/f1
Product: interleukin 17a/f1
Exons: 3
Coding region: 55-522 (155 amino acids)
Biological process (GO): inflammatory response
Cellular component (GO): extracellular region
Molecular function (GO): cytokine activity
Source: RefSeq, a predicted model, not a curated record
AUAACAUCUGACAGAGAACACAGUUGAAAGACUUUAAGUAAAAUAAGUGCAAGAAUGUCAUCGCUGUUUAACAUCCAGUUCCUGACGGUGGUUUGUAUGAUGGGGUUCCUUUUGAUAUCACUUGGGGUUGAGGGGGCACCUUCAAAGAAAGUAAUUCACAAGACGCCAGAAGAAUCGGAUCCAUCAUCAUACAGACUGAUCGUGGAUUCACAGUUUAAACCCUCGUCCAAUCCAAUCCGUCCAAUCAACAAUGACUCCAUCUCUCCAUGGACAUACACGUUUACUCAAGAUAAGGACCUGUACCCCUCUAAAAUUGCAGAAGCAAAAUGUUUGCUGACUGGAUGUUUGAAUAUAGGAAAUGAAGAAGAUAAUAGCUAUGAAUCAAAACCCAUUUACAGGCAAAUUUUGGUCUUAAGGAGAGUUCGUGGAGUCAAGCACAACUAUUCCUUCAAAAUGGAGUACAAAACCAUUGCAGUGGGAUGUACAUGUGUUCAUCCAUACACUGAAGAAGUUAGAACUUGAUGGAGUUUUAUACUGUUCCUCUGUUAUAUUAGAUGUUU